CCCGGGCACCGCACAUCCCCCGGGCACGGGCAGAGCAGCUGCAGCAGUGAAGCGAGGGCUGCAAAGACCGCGGCGUUUCCACGGGAUGCAAAGCAAAGGGAAACCGCAGCAGCCCGCACCAGCCUGUGGGCGGGGUGACAGCAAUUCCUUCAGCACCCACCCGAACAGGUCUCCAAACGAGCUCCUCAGGCGGCUGCAGGGCACGUACAGGUUGUACAGAAAACAGAAGCAGAAGCGCACGGUGCAUCAUCUGGAAUCGGGAGCUGUCUCUGGCCACGACCGCCGCCCAGAGCCGGAGGCAGCUCUCAGCCCCAGGCCUGGCAUCUGAGCUGCUCCUCCUGCCUCUGCCCGCUCCCAGGGCCACGCUGGAGGGCUGCAGGGCUGCCAAGGACCCCCUCGCUGAGAGCAGCCCUGCCAGCAGCUCCGGCUCCUCCCGGCACCUGCCCCGGGCUGGGGGCACAGCCUGCCCAGCUCUGCCCACAGCACCGGCCUGCCAGAGCAACCUGCUCCGUUCUGCAAAGGAAAAGACAGCUUUCAAAGAAAAAGCUGGUUUUUUCCUACUUCCUAGGAAGAAAUUAGACUUUGUCAGGGAUUUGGGCGUCAGCUGGGAGCACAUCAAUUCCCCUGAGUGCCUGUUUUACACAGGCAGAGGCCAGACACAGAAACUGGCACAGAGGCAGCUGCACACCACACACCUGAGAGCAGCCCACCAGCAGAGUGCAUUUGUUCACAACACAGCCAUUCAAAACUGACUGAAAAGGCUGAAGCCUCAUAAAAGACAAAACUCUCAAUUUCUUUUUUUUCCUGUUUUUUUUUUUUUUUUCUCCAGGCAGAAGAAAUAACCACAAUGCAAAUGAAAGCCACAAUCCACUUCAGCUCCUUCAGGAAUGACAGCAACUGCACCAGCGACAGCAGGAUCAGCCAAGUCAUCUUCCCCUUACUCUACACAUUUCUGUUCCUGGUGGGGACCACGAUGAAUGGCCUGGCAAUGUGGGUCUUCUUUAAAAUAUCCAGUAAAUCCAAUUUCAUCAUCUUCCUCAAGAACACUGUGAUUUCCGACUUCCUCAUGAUCUUGACUUUUCCAUUUAAAAUCCUCAGUGAUGCAAAGCUGGUGUCCUGGGUGUUGCGGGGGUUUGUGUGCCAGGUCACCCAGGUGGUGUUUUACUUCACCAUGUACAUCAGCAUCCUCUUUCUUGGUCUGAUAACUAUUGAUCGCUACCAGAAGGCCACUUCCCCUUUCAGAACAUCAACUCCACGCAGCCUUUUAGCUGCCAAGAUCCUGUCCACAGCAAUCUGGGUGUCAAUGUUUGCUCUCUCGCUACCCAACAUGAUCUUAAAUAAUAAGAAGAAAACACCCAAGAACGUGAGGAAGUGUGCUCUCCUGAAAUCAGAGUUUGGCUUAGUCUGGCAUGAAAUUGUGAACUACAUUUGUCAGCUCAUCUUCUGGGUGAGCCUAGCAGUCAUAGUGGUAUGUUACAUCCUCAUCAGCAGGGAACUGUACAAAUCCUACAAAAGGACACGAUGCACAGGGAAGGCAUCUAAAAAGACUGUCAAUUUCAAGGUUUUCAUAAUAAUUGCUGUGUUCUUUAUUUGCUUUGUGCCAUUCCACUUUACCAGAAUCCCCUACACCUUGAGCCAAACGAGAGAUGUGUUUGACUGCUCUGCUCGGAACACGCUGUUCUACCUGAAGGAGACCACGCUGUGGCUGACGUCCCUCAACGCCUGCCUGGAUCCCUUCAUAUACUUUUUCCUUUGCAAAUCAUUUAGGAAGUCCUUGCUGGACAUGCUGUGCAAGCACAGGGCAGGGGCAGGGCUGGGGGCACAGGCCAAGGGGCAGAACGAGGGGGAUGACACCGACGAGACGCCGCUCUAGCUCUCAGGGCUGCACGCCCCUUCCUGGCCACAGACGCUCACCGAGGGUGGCAGGAGCACAAAUCCAGCAGGAGCACCCAGAACUCCACCCAUUUCUCUAGAAACAGCCCUGCAGAUGGAAGCACGAGCCCCCUGGAGCCACCACCACUCCUGCAAAAAUAGAGAGCUACAUACCAGAGGAGUCCCCCGGCCCCAGCCCCCAGCCUUGCCAAACCAGGAGCUCCCAGACCCCAACGCCUGUCAGGACUGCUGGGAACAAGUCUGAACUCAAAGGUGGAACUGUCAGGAAAAACCUAGAACCAUGAAAUGCUACAGAUGAUACCAUGAACUGUAAAGAUUUUGCAAAAAUAGCUAAACUUGGGCCAGAGUAAAGUUCACGACAACACAAGACCUGAGAAAUGCAGAUAAAAUCCGCAGUAGAUGUGAUUUUUCAAUACAGGGAGUUGUCACCUUGUAUGCAACUGGCAGACAAACAGAAACUUAGAGACAGCCAUUUGGGCAGAUUUUUGGUAACAGAAUAACACUGCUUAUCUCAUUCUAUGCUUGCAGUUCCUAAUCCAUUGACCAAUAAUUAAUAGUUGUAUUUCAGAGGAAAUUAUUUCAUAAUCAGGCUUAUCUUGAUAUUACUAAAUCCCCAAAUC
This is a messenger RNA of Pyrgilauda ruficollis (rufous-necked snowfinch), 2513 nucleotides long. It is a transcript of the gene P2RY12, whose product is annotated as purinergic receptor P2Y12. Bases 848 to 1873 code for a protein of 341 amino acids. NCBI's taxonomy places the organism in Eukaryota, Metazoa, Chordata, Aves, Passeriformes, Passeridae. Gene Ontology annotation, biological process: blood coagulation; G protein-coupled receptor signaling pathway. The record is from RefSeq and is a predicted model, not a curated record. Gene Ontology annotation, molecular function: G protein-coupled purinergic nucleotide receptor activity. The transcript is spliced from 2 exons. Gene Ontology annotation, cellular component: membrane.